AUGAGCGUUAUCGACCAACCGGUGGUAGUGCAAAGGGUGCAUCGAGUUAUUGUUACUCUAUGGAAAUUGGAAGGGUGGUGUUGGGAGUUUCGGCGUGCAUAUAGUCAGAGGUGGGCCUCAACCAGUCAACCAAUACAACCAGGCAAUUGCAUGAACGUGGCCGCAGAGUCCGCGGGCCUGACAAACGUAUUUCUAUAUUCAGCCACCGAAUCUCCCAAAAGCCAUCUUACUAUAAUUUUUCCCACGAGGCAGCGGCCAAACGUGCCCUGCGCGCGCUAUACAACUACCGGCAUCCGGCGUAGUGCUGUUGGUGCUACGCGUUCGGCUGCUGUGCUCGCUCGCGGGGUCCUAGACGCCCUCCACUUUGUUCCACGCGACCCUCCAGCGACCGUGUUCGGUUUACUCACGAGUUUAGAAUAG
This is a messenger RNA of Macrosiphum euphorbiae (potato aphid), 420 nucleotides long. NCBI's taxonomy places the organism in Eukaryota, Metazoa, Arthropoda, Insecta, Hemiptera, Aphididae. The record is from the annotation of a GenBank genome assembly.